Messenger RNA from Pyrgilauda ruficollis (rufous-necked snowfinch), 3516 nucleotides. It is a transcript of the gene EFTUD2, whose product is annotated as elongation factor Tu GTP binding domain containing 2. The record is from RefSeq and is a predicted model, not a curated record. Gene Ontology annotation, cellular component: U2-type catalytic step 2 spliceosome; U4/U6 x U5 tri-snRNP complex; cytosol. The coding region runs from base 140 to 3058 and encodes 972 amino acids. The transcript has 28 exons. Gene Ontology annotation, biological process: mRNA splicing, via spliceosome. Lineage: Eukaryota; Metazoa; Chordata; Aves; Passeriformes; Passeridae. Gene Ontology annotation, molecular function: GTP binding; GTPase activity; U5 snRNA binding.
ACACCCGGCCCUCCUCCCGCGGGCGCGGCACUGGCGGCGGGCGCGGGACGCUCGGUCGCGACAGGCGGCGAGGGCAGCCCGGGGCCUUCGGCAGCGGCGGCGCCGGCGAGCGCAGCGGCGGGAGUGGAGCCGGGGCAGCAUGGACACCGACCUGUACGACGAGUUUGGGAACUACAUCGGGCCCGAGUUGGACUCGGACGAUGACGACGACGAGCUGGGCCGAGAGGCCAAAGACCUGGACGAGCUGGAGGAUGAUGAUGAUGAUGAUGACAUGGGGGAGCACGACGAGGAGCACGCUGGGAUGGAGGUGGUGCUGCACGAGGACAAGAAGUACUACCCCACAGCAGAGGAGGUCUAUGGGCCUGAGGUGGAGACCAUCGUGCAGGAGGAGGACACACAGCCACUCACUGAGCCCAUUAUCAAACCUGUGAAAACCAAGAAGUUCUCCCUGAUGGAGCAGACACUGCCGGUCACUGUCUACGAGAUGGAUUUCCUGGCAGAUCUGAUGGACAACUCGGAGCUGAUCCGGAAUGUGACUCUGUGUGGGCACCUGCACCACGGCAAGACUUGUUUUGUUGACUGCCUGAUAGAGCAGACGCACCCGGAAAUCCGGAAGCGCGACGAUCAGGAUCUCUGCUACACUGAUAUAUUGUUCACAGAGCAGGAGAGGGGGGUGGGGAUCAAGAGCACCCCAGUGACAAUUGUUCUGCCGGACACCAAAGGAAAAUCUUUCCUCUUCAACAUCAUUGACACUCCAGGUCAUGUGAAUUUCUCUGACGAGGUGACAGCCGGCCUGCGCAUCUCGGACGGCGUCGUGCUCUUCAUCGACGCGGCCGAGGGGGUGAUGCUGAACACAGAGAGGCUGAUCAAGCACGCCGUGCAGGAGAGGCUGGCAGUGACUGUGUGCAUCAACAAGAUUGACAGACUCAUCCUGGAGCUGAAACUGCCCCCCACAGAUGCUUACUACAAGCUCAGACACAUUGUAGAUGAAGUUAAUGGUCUGAUCAGCAUGUAUUCCACCGAUGAGAACCUCGUGCUGUCUCCCCUUCUGGGGAACGUGUGCUUCUCCAGCUCUCAGUACAGCAUCUGCUUCACACUGGGGUCUUUUGCAAAGAUUUAUGCAGACACAUAUGGAGACAUCAAUUACCAGGAGUUUGCAAAGCGGCUUUGGGGCGACAUCUACUUCAACCCGAAGACCCGCAAGUUCACCAAGAAGGCCCCAACGAGCAGCUCCCAGCGCAGCUUCGUGGAGUUCAUUCUGGAGCCCCUGUACAAGAUCUUGGCUCAGGUGGUGGGGGAUGUGGACACAACCCUGCCCAGGACUCUGGAUGAGCUUGGCAUCCACCUGACCAAAGAGGAGUUGAAACUGAACAUCCGGCCCCUGCUGCGACUCGUCUGCAAGAAAUUCUUUGGGGAGUUCACAGGCUUUGUGGACAUGUGUGUGCAGCACAUUCCCUCCCCAAAAGUGGGGGCCAAGACAAAAAUUGAGCACACCUACACCGGCGGUGUCGACUCCGACCUGGGGGAGGCCAUGAGCGAGUGCGACCCUGACGGUCCCUUGAUGUGUCACACAACCAAAAUGUACAGCACUGAUGAUGGUGUCCAGUUCCACGCCUUUGGCAGGGUGCUCAGUGGCACCAUCCAUGCUGGGCAGCCUGUGAAGGUCCUUGGGGAGAACUACACCCUGGAAGAUGAGGAGGAUUCCCAGAUCUGCACCGUUGGACGCCUCUGGAUCUCAGUUGCAAGGUAUCACAUUGAGGUGAACAGAGUUCCUGCUGGCAACUGGGUGCUGAUUGAGGGCGUGGACCAGCCCAUAGUGAAGACAGCAACUGUGACAGAGCCUCGGGGCAAUGAGGAGGCUCAGAUCUUCCGUCCCUUGAAGUUCAACACCACAUCUGUUAUCAAAAUAGCUGUGGAGCCAGUCAACCCCUCAGAGCUCCCCAAAAUGUUGGAUGGUCUCCGCAAAGUCAACAAGAGCUACCCCUCACUUACAACUAAGGUGGAAGAGUCUGGGGAACAUGUGAUCCUGGGAACAGGAGAGCUGUACCUGGACUGUGUGAUGCACGACCUGCGGAAGAUGUACUCCGAGAUCGACAUCAAGGUGGCUGAUCCAGUGGUGACAUUCUGUGAGACAGUGGUGGAAACAUCCUCCCUGAAGUGCUUUGCUGAGACACCCAACAAGAAGAACAAGAUCACAAUGAUUGCUGAGCCCCUGGAGAAGGGACUGGCAGAGGACAUUGAGAAUGAAGUGGUGCAGAUAACGUGGAACAGAAAGAAGCUGGGUGAAUUCUUCCAGACCAAAUACGACUGGGAUUUGCUGGCUGCCCGUUCCAUCUGGGCCUUUGGGCCAGAUGCCACUGGCCCAAACAUCCUGGUAGAUGACACACUGCCCUCAGAGGUGGACAAGUCUCUGUUGGGUUCAGUGAAGGACAGCAUCGUGCAGGGCUUCCAAUGGGGGACCAGGGAAGGACCCCUCUGUGAUGAAUUGAUCCGCAAUGUGAAGUUCAAGAUCCUGGAUGCAGUGAUUGCUCAGGAGCCCUUGCACAGGGGUGGAGGGCAGAUCAUCCCCACGGCCCGCAGGGUGGUGUACUCUGCCUUCCUCAUGGCCACCCCUCGCCUGAUGGAGCCCUACUACUUCGUGGAGGUCCAGGCCCCUGCUGACUGUGUGUCUGCCGUGUACACGGUGCUGGCCCGGCGCAGAGGCCACGUGACCCAGGAUGCUCCAAUCCCAGGCUCUCCCCUCUACACCAUCAAAGCCUUCAUCCCAGCCAUUGAUUCCUUUGGCUUUGAGACAGACUUGAGGACCCACACGCAGGGACAAGCCUUCUCUCUCUCUGUCUUCCACCACUGGCAGAUUGUGCCUGGGGACCCCUUGGACAAGAGCAUCGUCAUCCGGCCGCUGGAGCCGCAGCCAGCCCCACACCUGGCCAGGGAGUUCAUGAUCAAGACCAGGCGUAGGAAGGGCCUGAGUGAGGACGUGAGCAUCAGCAAGUUCUUCGACGACCCCAUGUUGCUGGAACUGGCCAAGCAGGACGUCGUUCUCAACUACCCCAUGUAACCCUGCUGCCCUGGCAUGGGGGCUGACCCGAGCCCUGGCUGGCACCUGCUGGUUCUUCCCCAUCCCUGCUUGCUCAGCCCUGCUCCUGGAGGCUCAGGGCAGGCAGGGAGCUGCUCCUCAGGUCACUUCCAUGGCUGUAGGAGUCUCCAUGGACCAAUUGUGGGCAUUUCCAUACGGGGAGCAGCCCAGAGCCAGAGCCCUGAUCCAUUUUGUAUUGUUGGUCUCCUGUUGCCUCCAGGGAGGUUUUCCUUUUGGAUGGGCUCCUCCAGCUCACAGAGCUGAGCAGUGUCAGUGUAGAUUCCUGAGGACUGGGCCUCAACUGUGUCGAGCAUUUCAGGCAGCUGAGAAAGGGGGGAUGCUGGUGGGGCAGUGCUUUACCAGCCUCCCCAGGAGGAGGAAUGUGGCUUUGACCUUUCUGUAUCCCUUUUUUUGAACCCUUUUAAACGUUUACUACAAAC